Messenger RNA from Vespula vulgaris, 3381 nucleotides. RefSeq names its product SET and MYND domain-containing protein 4-like. The transcript is spliced from 5 exons. Bases 1086 to 2993 code for a protein of 635 amino acids. Gene Ontology annotation, molecular function: protein binding. The record is from RefSeq and is a predicted model, not a curated record. NCBI's taxonomy places the organism in Eukaryota, Metazoa, Arthropoda, Insecta, Hymenoptera, Vespidae.
GCAGCUGCUAUUAAACAUUGCCGCCACCAACUAAAAGGAGAGUUACAACGAACCAAUCACGAAACCGUAGAAAAUCACUACAUGUUGAUUGGAUAACGCUUCUUAUUUAACAGGUUGUAUAAAUUGUCCCGACCGUGUUGCUUACAUCAUUUCGAUGUAUUGAUUAUUAUAAUAUUAUUGAGCUUGUUGCUCAUUUAUUAUUCCAUUAUACGAUUUAUUUAGCUUUGCUUUGUUCCGAUUAUUAUCCGAUUCUCAAUUAUUACUAUUAUCUUGAACCGAUCGUCAUUUUUUAUCAGCUUUUGUUAUUGUAUUAAAUAAAUUUAGCAUUAUUAAAUAGUCAAGUUAAUAAUCCCGGUUGUGUUUACAAAAGCGAUUCGCUUUUCCGAUUCUUAUCGAGACGAAUCUUAAUUCUAUUUCUAUUUACAAAUCACUUAAACGCAAUCGAAGAAUUUGUUCUUCGCGGUAAUCGGUCAAUAAAUUCUUUUCUGCAAUUUCAUCGCCAAUGAAUUCUAUUCUCAUCUAAUACAUUAUUAAUGAAAGUAAUCAACCUAUUUAGCGGUAAAUAUAUUCAAUUUACCCAUAAAAAAAUGGAUUUAAAUAUCGAGUUUCCAUUAACCAGUCCUCAUCACAUGAAGAUGAACUGAUCAAAGAUAAAAUUCUUAGCAUUCCCAUUCGUCGAAACUAAUGGUAUGUAUGAUUUGAUUGGUUUGUAUACUCCGUUUGGCAUAUGAUCAGGUGUUUAGUUCAAUGCCAUAGGAGGGCACAGCAGGUGAGGCUGAAAGGUCCGAAUUCAUGUUCUAGAAGGUCGUCGAAGGGAAUUUAUUUUCUUUCAGGCCAAUGCGUCAUAAUGCGUAAAUCAAUACAAUAGUAUUGAUUAUUUAGUAGUCCGUCGAAACCCUUAUAGUAUUCCUGCAUCUCCCAUCGUCUUAAGACCAUUUUUAAAGAAUAUUCAAGUUGUGUCAUUUUAUUCGUGUUAAUUUAUAUUUAUUAAAAAAUACGUGCAACAGAUCAACGAAAACUUCUCAGCGUUUUUUAAAUCGACGUUCGUAUAAAUUUAUUUAUUAGACUUUAUUAUAUAUUUCAUAAUGGAAUUCCUUUACAAAACAAUUUGUGAUAAUAUUAUCGAUACGGAGAGUCAAUUACAGUUCCUAUAUCAUUUUAAUAUAUUGAUAACUAACGAAGAACGUAUAAUAAGUACUCUUAUAAUUAUGAAAAAAUUUAGUGUUUUUCUGGAAAUAAGAGAGUUGUCAAAAAAUUCUGCAUAUUCUAUAAAAUUUAGACUGGAGGGAAAUAAGUUAUUUCUAUCAUCUUCUCUCAAUGGAUAUAAGUGUAUCAAAGUAAUAGAAUUAUAUACAAAAAGUAUAGCUUAUGCAAAUCCUUUAUCAGAAGAACUUGCUUUGGCUUAUGGCAAUAGAUCUGCUGUUUUAUUAAAAAUUCAUAAGUAUGAACUCUGUAUUCAAGACAUCGAUAGAGCAUUAUCUCUGAAUUAUCCUGAUCAAUUAAAAAUUAAAUUAUAUAUACGUAAAGUAGAGUGUUUGGUACUCAUAGGAGAAUCCUCUAUAAUAGAAGAUUAUGAGAAUGCACUUUAUUGGUUGAAUAAGAUGCCACGAAAUGAUCCUAAUAAGAAGAUUUAUCAAUCAAAAUUAGAAUAUUUAUAUGAGCAAUCAAAAAAAGGAUUAAAGAAGAAUAAAGAAAAACAGCAACCGAAGAAUCAACAUCUUUGUAAAAUUAAAUCUCGUAAUACAGAAGUUCCAUGCGCAUCAGAUGCAGUAGCUAUUAAGUACAAUAAUACUUAUGGAAGACAUAUUGUUGCUACCCGUGACAUUUCUCCUGGUGAAGUCAUUGCUAUAGAGAAACCUUAUUCUUUUCUUUUAAAACCAGAAAAUAUUUAUACUCAUUGUUCAAAUUGUAUGGAAGUUUCUUUAGCAAGUAUCCCUUGUGACCAUUGCGUUUAUGCAAUGUACUGUUCCGAAAAAUGCAAAUUAGAAAGUUGGAAGAAAUAUCAUGAUAUGGAAUGUCCUGUAUUUUCAGUAUUCUUUGCAAUUUCUGAUUACAUUAAGCUUGAUUUAUUUAGCUUAAGAAUUAUGAUACAAGCAAUAAAAGAGGCCAGAAAUUUUAAAAAUUUAAGAAAGUGGAUUAAACAUGUUGAUGAAUGGGAUGAUCCUAGAACAAAAGGUUUUUGUUCCGAUAAGAAACUUCAUAGUGAUAGAUAUGUAAGUGUGUAUAGUCUUACAACGAAUACUGAAAAGAGAUCAGUAAUUGAUCUAUUUAAAAGAUCUAUAGAUAGUUGUGUUCUUUUAUAUAUACUUGCUACACGUACUACAAUAUGUGGACAUAAAUUAGAACGUAAAUUAUCUGCAUUACUUGAAAACGAAAACGCUAUACUAAUUGGCGGGCUUAUAUUACAGCAUCAACAAAUGAUACCUAAUAAUGCUCUUAGCUUUCUUGAAGAAUACGGUUUAGAUGGUAGAGAACGUGGUAUUGUAGUAAUGCCAUUUUAUAGUCUGUUUAAUCAUAGCUGUAAUCCAAAUGUAGUAAGAUAUUCAAGAUCUAAAGAAGUGAUUAUGCGUGCUAUUUUUCCUAUAAAGAAAGGAGAACAGCUUUUUGAUAAUUAUGGUCAGCAUUAUGCCAUAAUUGAACAGUCAAGGAGACGAGCAAAUUUUUUGCAACAAUAUUAUUUCUUGUGCAAGUGUUCAGCAUGCAAAUCGGAUUUGCCUCAAUAUAAUGGCUUAUACUUUUUGGAACAGGUCGUACAAAAGCAAUCUGAGAAAGUGAUGAUCAAAAAGAUUCUAAAGAAGUUAGAGAAAUACAUGUCUUUAGCAAUUAUGGAUGAAGUUGAUAACAAGGAACAUAUAAUAAAAGAGUUAUCAAAGAUGAUACAAGUAAUACAUGAUCAUGUUUCCAUACCGAGUAAAGAAAUAAAUGACAUUGUGGAAACUUUAAAACGUAUGUUAUGUUUAACUGGAAACAAAUUUGUUUUACCAAAGAUAUAAAUGGUAAAUGGUAUAUUCUAUCCUAUGGUAAGUGUGUGUAUUCUCAUUUGUUUUAAAUAAAUAAAUGAUAAACGAAAAUAAUAGAUGUGCCAAUGUAUGUGAACAAUACGUAAUUUUGAUCUAAAUGUAACAAUGAUAACUAUAUGUAUUCUCAUUUGUUUUAAAUCAAUGAAUCAUAUAUAAGAAUAAUAAAUGUGAAAAAUAUAUAUGAAUAAUAAAUAAAUGUGAUAAAUGUGCGAAUAAUAAAUAAAUGUGAUAAAUGUGCGAAUAAUAAAUAAAUGUAAUAAAUGUGCGAAUAAUAAAUAAAUGUAAUAAAUGUGCUAAUAAUAAAUAAAUGUAAUAAAUGUGCUAAUAAUAAAUAAACGUAAUAAAUAUAUAUGAAUAAAAA